Messenger RNA from Spodoptera frugiperda (fall armyworm), 2771 nucleotides. RefSeq names its product suppressor of cytokine signaling 2 (gene SOCS2-12). Bases 476 to 1321 code for a protein of 281 amino acids. The transcript has 4 exons. Gene Ontology annotation, cellular component: phosphatidylinositol 3-kinase complex. The record is from RefSeq and is a predicted model, not a curated record. Gene Ontology annotation, biological process: phosphatidylinositol phosphate biosynthetic process; intracellular signal transduction. NCBI's taxonomy places the organism in Eukaryota, Metazoa, Arthropoda, Insecta, Lepidoptera, Noctuidae. Gene Ontology annotation, molecular function: 1-phosphatidylinositol-3-kinase regulator activity.
UUCAGUCGUCUACUGAGUAGCGCUGGCGUCGCGUCAGUCCUCUACAAGUCGGAUAACGCGACGGUCGUGUCCCGUCAUUCUCGUUCAUUAUUUAUUCUAGUUAUAGUGUUUCGUUGAUUUACUCAUCACUAUGAGCAUUAGUUACGUGGAAUAAACAUUUUAGUGUUUAGUUGCAACUAUAUUAGGGGUCAACUCUAUUUCAAGUUGUGUUUUUGAACUGUAAUGACAUUUUGUGAGUUUGUGACAUUGUGACAGUGACAUUUGGAAAGUUUCCGAGAAUUUGGAUUUGUUUUUUAAUAUUUUUGAAACUUUUUCAAGAAAGUGAAUAAGUUAAUAAAUACAAUAUUGUAUUGUAUUUAACAUUGGGAAUGUGGAUGUGAAUGAUAGUAUAUUCAUGUGUACACAAGUUUGAGUGAAUCGCGGCCUCCUCACGACAGGUGGGAGGAACACGUACGGAACGUUGUUCUUUGAACAAAUGUGCUUUAUUGAAAGGCGAGGAACAACAAUCUGUCCUUUAAACAUGACGUUAGCAGCGAGGUUAUCUCCUCAAAAUGCCUGUGUGGAAGUGGCGGUGCCGCUAAGUAGUUGGUCGACGGGAGUAGCAUGCUGCCCCAACUGCAGGCACGAGCUACGCGUGUCACUAGCCCCGCACGCGGGCAAGUGCCACGCAUCGCCCCACACUCCACCCCCCUUCACGGUCCAGCCGACAUACUUGCCACACUCACCCACCACAGUUCCCACAUCACCGUUCAUCCCUUCACCAUACAACGAUGAGCUGAGGCGGUUAGCAGACACCCUCAGAGCAUUGAGGCUGUCUGGCUGGUACUACGGCAGUUUGGACUGGCUGGGCGCCCGAACAGUUUUGAAAGACGCGAGCGUUGGCGCGUUCGUGAUCAGAGACUCUGGCGAUAGGAACUUCAUAUUCUCAUUAUCAGUACAGACUGAGCGAGGCCCCACCUCCGUGAGGCUGCACUACGAACAAGGGUUCUUUAGGUUAGACUGUGACAGACCGCUGGCGAGGUAUAUGCCACGCUUCAGGUGUGUGGUGGAGCUAGUACAACACUACGCGCGAGUGGGAGAGCGCGGCGCGGCGGGCACGGUGUGGGUGGACCGCGAGGGCUGCCCUCACUCCCCCGUCAUGCUGAAGUCCCCGCUCCGCAAGUCUCCCCCCUCGCUCCUCCACGCGGCUCGCCUGGCAGUACACAAGGCCCUCGACUCCAACCCCCUCACGCCAAAACUAUGGACCGCGCCCAAACACAGGCUGCUUCCACUACCUUCCACACUUAUAGACUAUCUCGGAGAAUAUCCGUACUCGAUCUAACGCUCCGAAUAUUCGUAUAUCUUAGUUAUUUAUUUAGUCCAAUCUGAGCGAUGCCUAGUGAAGAUAUUAGUUAUUAUAGAAGUGGUCGCGGACGGUCACUGUCUCAAUGAUCGUGGUCAGAUUCCUAUGACUGGGUGGCGGAUGGGUCGAUGUACUGAGCUGCUAGUUUCCUAAGGUGGACUUCGAGUUUGCAUUAUCAUAAUAUUAUAAUCUUAUUUGUACAAAUUAAUAUGCAUUGUAAUACCUAGUACAGGUUACUAGAAAGGGCCGGAUCCUUUAAAUACCGACUAACAAAAUAAUUUAUAAAAUAGUAAAAUUAAAUAAUGUUAACUGUAUUAUUUGUAAGUAUUGAAUAUGGGACUCAACUAUGGUAUUUAGUGAAAUGUUUUCGCAGAUUAUUUUUAUUAAGCCUAUUCUGUGUCUGUAUAUAAAGAUGUUUUGAGAAAAUAACGCAAGACUGAUUCCUUGACCUUGAAGUACUGUUUGUGCAAGUAUUGCGUGAAUACGUUUCCGCCGCGUCCCGCAGCGCGCCCGCCGGCUGUGUGCCCCGCAAUGAUUCCCUGCUGAUAUUAUUAUUGUAGCAAAUUGUUCACUAAUGCCUAAUCUUGUCCAUCGUGUUAAGCAAGUCAUCACAUUAUAUAAUAGAGCUAUAUUUUUAUUUAUUUAUUCUUGGUUAAGUUAGGAUUACGUGGACCUUACAAUAUUUGUUCUUUUUGUUCCUAUUCACGGUUGGUAGACACGUGUCCCUUCAUGCCGGUGUCUCGUGCACUCGGCACUCACACAUACAUAGCCUAGUUAUAUUAAAGUGCCAUCAAAUCAUUAAAAAACCAUAUUGAGAACUGUAAUAUUUAAUUGAAAUGGAAGUAUUUUGAGGCUGAACAUCAUGUACAUAGUUCUUGUUUUGUUUUUCUAUUUAUUUCCUUUUAUUGAUAAGUAAUGAGAAAAUAUGAAUAUAUAGUCGCCACUGUGUAACCAUGUAAUGGUUUAGUGUUGUGUAAGCUUUGUUUGUGCUCAACUUUGUGACAUUGGGAGGUAGUAAUAGGAACUUCAACGUAGCUGGAUACUGUUUCAUUACGCUGUAGAAUUAAUAAUUAAUAAUAAUAUAUAAUAUUUGUACUGUCACCAAGUUAAACACAAGCAAGGCGAUAGAAUGUGAAGAGAGUUCGGCUAGUGACAUUCACUUAUAUAGGAUAGAUCAUGUAUGUACCUUGAAUAAUCUCAAUUAUACUUAGGCUUCACAAUAUGAAUAUCAUUUAUUAGAAAAAUAUCCAUAAAUAUUAAAUUAAUGAGCCUCAAAAUUAUUUAAUAAUAAUCUUAUAAUUACCUAUCCGUUGUCUUCGUAAUAUAUAUAACCAAUUGUCUUUGAAACGAAGUUAUUUUUGUAAUUUGUAUUAUUUUUGUCUGCAAAUAAUUUAUAUACAAAAAAACAAAAUAUACAUUCUGCCUAUAA